CUCCGACUUCGCGUGCUAGUUACGCGCGGAUCGUGAUACAGUACACACUGACACUGACUUCCCUCCCACCGACAGCGAUAUUGUUUCUCGCUUAGUCUCUCCCUGCACACCCGCCGAUCCAUUCCCUCUCUCUCGCAGGGCAUGGAUUUUUCAGGAGCAAUUCAAAGAAGUGGCUUUCCGGAGCUCUUGGUGGCCGUUUCUCUCCUAUUCUCAGCCAUUGUAAUCAGCACCACCAAUGCCUCAAUCCACCUCUACGACAACGAACCCUUCAGGGAAGUCGGCAAUGCUUACCUUCUCUCCGGUGGCAGCGAAGGCAUCUUUGCGUCUCUCACCUUAGACAACUCCGUCGCUUCAUCGAUCCACGAUGGUCAUUCUUAUAUCCGAUUUGAGAAUAUAACCUUCUGGAGGAGCAAGGCUGUUGCUGACCAGCAUUCAGACAUGGAGCAUAGUACUGGGUUGGUACAAGUAAUAAUUUUUGAGGCAGCUGAUCGUAAUAAUAUAGGUGGUUCUGCUUAUGGUGGCCAGAGAGCUAUAUGCUGCACUCCUGAUCUUGCUAAAUUGGAAGGUUGUAAACAAGGUGAAGUCAUUAGGAGACCUUCUGCAACAAAUAUUAACUGGCCCGUUGUUUUAAAUGUACAGUUUGGUGGGAACUAUUUACAUACAAAAAUGGCUUACAAGGAGGUUCCUAUCACAAAGACUGGAAUGUAUAACUUGUUUUUUGUAGCAUGUGAUCCAAAACUCAAGGGGCUAAUAAUGAGUGGGAAAACAACAUGGAAAAAUCCUGAUGGUUAUUUACCUGGUAGGAUGGCCCCAUUGAUGAAGUUUUAUGUGUUUAUGUCACUUGCUUAUCUGUUUCUUAGUGUCAUUUGGUUCUCUCAGUAUGUGAGAUUUUGGAAGGAUAUACUGCAACUUCAGCAUUGCAUCACAGCUGUCAUUGGUCUUGGAUUGUUUGAGAUGAUUCUUUGGUAUCUUGAGUAUGUAAAUUUUGACAGUACAGGAAUGAGGCCAGUUGUAGUUACAACUUGGGUUGUAACAGUUGGAGCUGUUAGGAAAACACUUUCGCGCCUUCUUAUUCUCUCUGUUUCGAUGGGUUAUGGCGUUGUGCGGCCCACUCUUGGUGGUCUUACCUCAAAGGUGCUUCUUCUUGGAAUAACUUACUUUUUGGCAUCGGAGUUGCUGGAUAUUACUGAGUAUGUGGGGACCAUCAACGACAUAUCAGGAAGAGCAAGGCUCCUUUUAGUUCUUCCUGAUGCUUUCCUGGACGCAUUUUUGAUACUAUGGAUUUUUACAUCUCUUUCAAGAACACUUGAGCAGUUACAGGCAAAAAGGAGUUCUGUUAAGUUGGAUAUAUAUAGGAAGUUCUCAAAUGCAUUAGCAGUGACAGUAGUUGCCUCAGUCGCUUGGAUAGGAUAUGAGGUUUACUUUAAAGCAACAGAUCCAUUCAAUGAGCGAUGGCGGAGUGCUUGGAUCAUCACUGCUUUUUGGGACAUUCUUGCAUUUGCAUUGCUUUCUGUGAUCUGCUAUCUCUGGGCCCCAUCUCAGAGCUCUCAACGGUAUGCUUACUCUGAGGAAGUGGGAGAAGAAUCUGAUGAUGAAGAAGCUCAAUCCCUAACCAGGGGGAAGGAGGGUGACCUCAGUUUAGUCAAGCUAGAGAAGAAUGUUGAAACAAAUGCCAUUUUCGAACAAGAAGAUGAUGAUGGGGAAGAGAAUAAGAGGCAAUGAUCACUGAAGAAAUCUUUUGUUGUUAAUAUGAGCUCUGGGGUUGAGAUCAGCAUAUCCUCUUCUUGGAGUAACUUUUAUUGGUGAGUGACAACACUUGGCAUGCCAGGAGGUGGUCUAAAAUUUGGCUAAAAGGUUCUAGGAUCCAAAAUGCUGCAUAUUUUUCAUAUUAUUUUAUUUUAUUUUUUUUUUUACAAUUUAAUCUUUGUUUCUUUGUACAUCGAACAUAUGUUGCAAAUGGUGCCAUCAAAAGAGUAAAUCGAAUCUUGAGAAAAAAAAAAAAAAAAAAAAAAAAACAGGGUUGAAAUAUUGGACGUGGAUGCUCUAGAUAAGCUGUGUGUCGUUUUGAUUCUGAAUUUCUGAUGUUGCAAUUGCUUACGUCUUCUUUAUCAAGACAUUGUAACUGAUGUUGUUGAGUCUAGGGUUGUGGUGUAGAUGCGGAUGUUGUUAUUUGUAAUAUUUGCUGCUGUAUCUGCAAAAUGUGGAUAACACUUUUAAAUAUUCGCAUC
Alnus glutinosa is the source of this 2228-nucleotide messenger RNA. RefSeq lists its product as uncharacterized. Gene Ontology annotation, biological process: transport. The coding region runs from base 142 to 1722 and encodes 526 amino acids. The transcript has 5 exons. Gene Ontology annotation, cellular component: membrane; Golgi apparatus. The record is from RefSeq and is a predicted model, not a curated record. NCBI's taxonomy places the organism in Eukaryota, Viridiplantae, Streptophyta, Magnoliopsida, Fagales, Betulaceae.